AAGUGUGCGCGCGACAAACAAUUAAACAAUUCCCUUCGAAUCAAUAGUAACAGUUUUGAAAAUAGUGCGAAGUUAAAUAUUGACAGCAAUCGAAUUCGUCGAUUCUGAUUUGUGAGCUGAUUGAGACAAUUUUGAUUGGAAAAAUAAAUCAAUUCGCUUCAAUGACCAGUACAAUUCAUCAUCCGGUUGCAAUACCAUCGCGUGGUUUGAUCAUUUGUGAAAUGGAAGAAGAGUCGAACGAACCGAAAACGAUUCUUGAAAUUGGCGGAGUUAGUCGGCCUAAACCAACGUACAUUCUACCACCGCCACGAGCACAUGCAUUGCCACCGGCAAUAAAUAAUCAACCGUAUUUAAGCCAUUGGAAGGCUCAACAUGACAUUGUGUCGCCACCAUAUCCAGCUUUCACGGAAUUCCAAGAACAACGAAUCGUUCGCAUAUCAAAUACCAACUGGACCGGACACACCGAUAAAAUAUCCGUCUCCGGAACAUCAGCAUUUACAAUUACAGAAACUGCCUCUGAAAAUUAUAGCCCGAGAGCAUUGAAAAAUCCACAUAUUGCAUCGUCACUGCAAUCAACAUCACCGUAUCAGAAGAAUGAGCCAAUCGUUGACUCGAUCGAAUAUAAAAAAACCGCUUGUGAUCGAGAGCGAACGAGAAUGCGUGACAUGAAUCGAGCCUUUGAUUUACUGCGUGCUAAAUUGCCAAUUUCGAAGCCGUCUGGAAAAAAGUAUUCAAAAAUCGAAUGUCUUAGAAUUGCAAUCAGCUACAUUCGUCACUUGCAAAGCACAUUGGAAUAUACACAGGAUCCGAAUCAAGAGCCAAUAGCCACAUACGAGAGCAAUUAUCCAGAUUUGCAUGCGCACGUAUGGAAAACGCACGGCCAUGUUCAACAGCAUUUAUCGGCACCAUCCAACAAUUAUUAUACAUCCUAAAAAAAAUACAAUCGACUCUGUCAAUCAUUUCAUACGACUCUUUUCUAAAAAACCAAAAUAAAAAGAAUAUUUCGAUUCUUCCAAAGAAUAAAACGAUCA
Messenger RNA from Sitodiplosis mosellana (orange wheat blossom midge), 1031 nucleotides. RefSeq lists its product as uncharacterized. Lineage: Eukaryota; Metazoa; Arthropoda; Insecta; Diptera; Cecidomyiidae. Gene Ontology annotation, cellular component: nucleus. Gene Ontology annotation, biological process: mesoderm formation; regulation of transcription by RNA polymerase II. The transcript is spliced from 5 exons. Gene Ontology annotation, molecular function: DNA-binding transcription factor activity, RNA polymerase II-specific; protein dimerization activity; RNA polymerase II cis-regulatory region sequence-specific DNA binding. The record is from RefSeq and is a predicted model, not a curated record. The coding region runs from base 162 to 932 and encodes 256 amino acids.